Molecule: messenger RNA, 1355 nt
Organism: Schistosoma turkestanicum
Lineage: Eukaryota; Metazoa; Platyhelminthes; Trematoda; Strigeidida; Schistosomatidae
Source: the annotation of a GenBank genome assembly
AUGGAUAUUGGAACUAUUUACGAGGAGCCCACUUCAAAAGUUGUCUUGUCAUUGACGUAUUUGGAAGUACAUAUAAUCACAACAAAGAACAUUUUACCCAUUCCAUUUUUUCCCAUGUAUCCUAGUUUAUUUAUAUUUAGUCUUUUAUUGAGAUUGUUGGUUGGUUAUCCGAAUCGAUUGACUUUUGAAUUACCUGACAAUGAAGCAAUUUGUUUUUAUGAAGAUCUUCCAGCUUCGAAAAAAUAUGUAUUUAGUUAUCAUGUCAUUCAUGGCGGUCAAACAGAUGUAGAUAUCAUCAUAAAAGAUCCUAAACAAGUGAUUAUCUCCAAUAUAGAACGUGGUUCAGACGAUGAUAUUCCUUUUACAACAAUCUCUUCAAAUGGUACUUAUUCAUUUUGUUUCAGUAAUGAAUUCUCGUCUAUAUCACAUAAACUUAUUUAUUUUGAAAUACGACCGGAAGAUUUUGAAUCAUUAGCUGAAGAAGCUGGUUUACCAAUCUAUCCAACUGUUAUGACUUUAUUGGAUAGUGUUAUUGAAGUAUUGCAUCAUUAUUUAUCACGAGCUGAAAGUUUUGGCAUUGAAUUGAAAAAUCGUGAUUAUGGUGAUUUCUUAGUGGCGGAAGAUUUGAAUGCAGCUGUUUUUAUCUGGAGUAUCAUUAUUACAUUAGUUGUGAUUGUAACUUCUGUUGGACAAGUUACAAUAUUGAAGAAUUUCUUUAGUGAGAAAAAAGUUGCCUAUUCAGCUGUGCCGACAAAUUAUCCUAUUCAUACGCUGAGAACAUAAAUUACUGUAGAUUGUAGUAAUAUAUACAUUUGUGUUGUGCAUAGGAUAGUUAUGAUUUAAACAAUGAUUUGAAUGCGAAAUAUUGCCUAUUUCUUGUGACCACAUUCAAAAUUAUCUCUGUUUUCCGUUGUGUUCUUUUUUCUCAAACACAUCUUUAUUUUUAAACAACUUUUGUCAAAUUGUUAAACUUGUACAGUUUCAUUUUUUAAAAGUUUGAUUUGUAUUCUAAACUUUGACUUGUGGUUGUGUUGGUGGUUUUUUCUUAUUUCUCUCUGUCUCUCUCUGAGACACCUUAGUUCAUCAGUUUGUGUUACAUAAAACUAUGCUUUUGGUUACCGACUAUGUGAUGAUGAUGAUGAUAACCAGUGAUUAUCAGUUAACUUUUUAUUAAGAACUAAUAGAUGUCUAUAUGGUAAGGAAUUAAACCAAGAUAACGUCACUGACAAUUAAUCGGUGGAGCUCUGUAAUCUGCAUAUUGUACUAAAUUUUUUAAACCUCAUUCUUGUGUUAGUUUUCUCAAUCUGUACUGUCUACAAAGUUGGCUAAUGUAAAAAUAUAUGCUAUCUCUAGGU